AUGUUCUUUUGCGAGGAGAAGGAGCCGCGUAAAAGGGCCAAGAAGACUAUCGACGAAGGUGGUCUUUUGGGAAAGCUCGCCGGAUUCCGAACUGGACACCUCGCCAAACUACCGGGGGUAGGGAGGCUGAUACAGCCUGCAGCGGGGACCGAAGACAUUCGGCAAUCGGCAGGAUCUGGCAUGAUAUCUGAUGUCUACUUCGACCCGUCAGCUCCUAUCAAAGCCAUCGCGAUGCCAAUAUUCGUCAAGCAGGUCGGUAAUAUCCUACGGAAAGCUACAGCUAACGCUGUCUUCGAGGGAGAAAGAUGUGUCUAUCUGUCCGUUUCACACGUGUUCUUCGGCGACGUAUCUUCACCACCAGCCGUGUCUACUGCCAGCGACAGCGAAUUUGACUAUGGAAGUGGAACUGAAGACGAAGAUGAUGACAGAUGUAUGGAUGCGACAUCGCGCGCGAGUGUCAGCUCAUUAGAGGAAGGCUCUGACGACCAAUCGGAAUCGCCAACUUGCAAGUCUACCUCGACGACGUCACCUGUACCAUCGGUCCAAAGCGAUCAAGAUUUUCCAGACGUGGCAGAUUUGGUGCUUUUAGGUCAUCUGACAACAUCUACAACCGCUGAGUCCGAGCAAGCCUCCAGUAUACGACGAUAUGGGUAA
Molecule: messenger RNA, 654 nt
Organism: Alternaria postmessia
Lineage: Eukaryota; Fungi; Ascomycota; Dothideomycetes; Pleosporales; Pleosporaceae
Exons: 2
Coding region: 1-654 (217 amino acids)
Source: RefSeq, a predicted model, not a curated record